AUGUCGCAAUGUUGGGAUAUGUCACAGAAGGGCUUCUGCCCGCGUAUGACCAAGUUUGGGAAUUGCAAGUACUGCGAGGGCAAGGGCGAUAGCGACAAUGGCAAGGGCAAGGGCAAGAGUUGGGGCGGCGGCGGUAAAAGCUGGGAUGGCGGUUUUGGCGGCGGCUUUGGCGGCGGCAAAAGCUGGGGUGGUGGCAAGGGCUGGGACGGCGGUGCCAGCUACAGCAGUCCAGGCGGUGUGUGGAACCAGUUCCUGAAAUGGAACAAUGGCAAAGGCAAGGGCAAGGGCACCAAGAAGAAGAUCGACCCCAGCCGGACCAUUUGGGUCGGCAACAUCCCCGCAGAGACCAAGUUCCAGGAACUGAAAGCCCAUGUGGAGCUCAGCGGCGUUCAGCCGCUGUGGGCCGAGGUCUACAGCGGAAAGGGCCAAGGCACCGGUGCGAUCGGAUUCAAGACUGAUACUGAAGCCCAAGAAGCCGUGAUGGUCCUGAACGGCACAGUGUUCAAGAGCGUGACCCUCCAAUUUGACAGCUGGGAGCGACAGAAGAAGAUGCGCGAGCUCCCUCCACCACCGCUGAGUGACUCGGGAUGGCCCAGCUACAUCAACAAAGGCGCGUACAAUAUUUCCGUGCAGAUGUAUGGCCGGAAUGCCCCAGGCGCUGCAAGUCCCGGUCCGCUGCAUGUGACGAUCUGCGAGAUGCCCGACAGGUGUUUGCUGCCCUUGGAACUCCGGGAGCUCGUAACCGCGGGUGGUGCGGUUACGGCGGAGGCGGAGAGGACGUGGAGUGGUACAACUCUUUUCCCCAAAGCAGUGAAGGUGACGUCGCUGUCAGCGGAUCCGUACCUGGCGGACUUCGUGGAUGUGGAGCUGUCGGGUUCAUGGCGUCGCUUUCCGCUGAAUCGCUGGCUUUUGACACAGGACGGCUACACGGAGAAUGUUUGGGAAAGCUUCACUCCACCGCCCAUGCCAACGGCUGCACCCACCGAGACGCUUUACACGGAGGGCGACCGUUGUGGCGGCUGCGGCUUGGGCAUGAUCUGUCGAGAAAGGCCCCAAACUGCCUUGGAGUUAGCGAAACAGGGGAUAUCGCUGGCAACUGCUACCACUGCUGGAUUCCGAGGGCAGGGCAGAGUCGGCAGAGGGCAGGGUAGUGUUCGGAAAUCGAAUGCAGAAAAUCCGCCAUGGCUGGCCACUUUGGCGAGGCCUAUGGCAGGCGAUAUUUUGACGGGCUACGGCUUGUUGGAUGUCGGCAAAAGGAAUUGA
Molecule: messenger RNA, 1263 nt
Organism: Cladocopium goreaui
Lineage: Eukaryota; Dinophyceae; Suessiales; Symbiodiniaceae
Source: the annotation of a GenBank genome assembly